Molecule: messenger RNA, 708 nt
Organism: Diaporthe amygdali
Lineage: Eukaryota; Fungi; Ascomycota; Sordariomycetes; Diaporthales; Diaporthaceae
Product: carbohydrate-binding module family 1 protein
Exons: 2
Coding region: 1-708 (235 amino acids)
Source: RefSeq, a predicted model, not a curated record
AUGUUCCGCCAAGCCGCUCUAUUUGCACUUGCUCUCCUGCCAUUUUCAUUGGCCCAAGUCUCUGACGAUUUCGAGGCCGGAUGGGAUCAAACAGCAUGGCCCACCUACGCGGUCGACUGCAACCAAGGCGGCAAAGUCACGCUUGACAGCACCACCGCCCACAGCGGAAAGAACUCGAUCAGAGUUGACGGUGCGGGUGGUUACUGCGGACACAUUUUCUUCGGCACAACCAAAGUUCCUAGUGGUGAUGUCUAUGUCAGGUCUUAUGUCAAAGCCUCCAAGGCUCUCACAGACUCCCACGUCUCUUUCAUCACCAUGCCUGACUCUGCCCAAGGCACGAAUAAGCAUCUCCGCAUUGGUGGCCAGAGCAAGAUCCUGAUGUACAACCGAGAGUCCGACGAUGCGACACUCCCAGACCUCUCACCUCAAGGCAUUGCGACUUCCGCUGCCCUUCCCACCGGCGCCUGGGAGUGCUUCGAGUACCAUUUGGGCACCGAUGGCAGCAUUGAGACUUGGCUGAACAAUAGCACCGUUGCUGGUCUGACCGUAAAGCCGGGUGUCACCAAUCCCAACGCAGCCCAGUGGACAAGGAGCUCUUUCAAACCUAAGAUCACCGGUGUUUACUUUGGAUGGGAGUCUUACGGCGGUGACACCAAUACAUUCUGGUACGAUGAUGUCGUCGUUAGCUCGAGCCGUAUUGGCUGUUAG